Messenger RNA from Trichophyton benhamiae CBS 112371, 1260 nucleotides. RefSeq lists its product as uncharacterized. Bases 1 to 1260 code for a protein of 419 amino acids. Gene Ontology annotation, biological process: glycolytic process. The transcript is spliced from 4 exons. Gene Ontology annotation, molecular function: phosphopyruvate hydratase activity; magnesium ion binding. Gene Ontology annotation, cellular component: phosphopyruvate hydratase complex. NCBI's taxonomy places the organism in Eukaryota, Fungi, Ascomycota, Eurotiomycetes, Onygenales, Arthrodermataceae. The record is from RefSeq and is a predicted model, not a curated record.
AUGACCAGCUGUACACUUCUCUCUUCUGCUGCCAUUGAAACGCGUGAUAUGCUAACAGGACCCGCAGGUCAGCACGAGGCUUGCGAGCUCCGUGACGGAGACAAGUGCAAGUGGCUUGGAAAGGGUGUCACCAAGGCCGUCGAGAACGUCAACACGAUCAUUGGACCAGCUCUCAUCAAGGAGAACAUCGACGUCAAGGACCAGUCCAAGGUCGACGAGUUCCUGAACAAACUCGAUGGCUCUGCCAACAAGUCCAAGCUUGGUGCCAACGCCAUCCUCGGUGUCAGUUUGGCCAUUGCUAAGGCCGGUGCUGCCGAGAAGGGUGUCCCACUGUACGCUCACGUCUCCGACCUUGCCGGCACCAAGAAGCCAUAUGUCCUUCCAGUGCCCUUCCAGAACGUUCUAAACGGUGGUUCUCACGCUGGUGGCCGUCUUGCUUUCCAGGAGUUCAUGAUCGUCCCAAGUGCCGCCCCAUCCUUCUCUGAAGCCCUCCGCCAGGGUGCUGAGGUCUACCACAAGCUCAAGGCCCUUGCCAAGACCAAGUACGGCCAGUCCGCUGGUAACGUUGGUGACGAGGGUGGUGUUGCUCCCGACAUUCAGACCCCCGAGGAGGCUCUUGACCUCAUCACCGAGGCCAUUGAGCAAGCUGGUUACACUGGCAAGAUCAAGAUCGCCCUUGACGUUGCCUCCAGCGAGUUCUACAAGGCCGACGACAAGAAGUACGACCUUGACUUCAAGAACCCUGAGUCCGACAAGAGCAAGUGGCUCACCUACGAGCAGCUCGCCGACCUCUACAAGUCUCUUGCUGCCAAGUACCCCAUUGUCAGCAUCGAGGAUCCCUUCGCCGAGGACGACUGGGAGGCCUGGAGCUACUUCUUCAAGACCUCUGACUUCCAGAUUGUUGGUGAUGACCUGACUGUCACCAACCCCCUCCGCAUCAAGAAGGCCAUCGAGCUCAAGUCUUGCAACGCCCUCCUGCUCAAGGUCAACCAGAUUGGUACUCUGACCGAGUCCAUCCAGGCCGCCAAGGACUCCUUUAGCGCUGAUUGGGGUGUCAUGGUCUCCCACCGUUCCGGCGAGACCGAGGACGUCACCAUCGCUGACAUCGUCGUCGGCCUGCGCUCCGGCCAGAUCAAGACUGGUGCCCCUGCUCGCUCCGAGCGUCUCGCUAAGCUCAACCAGAUCCUCAGAAUCGAGGAGGAGCUCGGUGACAACGCCGUCUAUGCCGGCGAGAAGUUCCGCACUGCCAUCAACAUCUAA